Messenger RNA from Rosa rugosa (rugosa rose), 2017 nucleotides. RefSeq names its product beta-fructofuranosidase, insoluble isoenzyme CWINV1-like. The transcript has 7 exons. Gene Ontology annotation, biological process: carbohydrate metabolic process. Gene Ontology annotation, molecular function: hydrolase activity, hydrolyzing O-glycosyl compounds. The record is from RefSeq and is a predicted model, not a curated record. NCBI's taxonomy places the organism in Eukaryota, Viridiplantae, Streptophyta, Magnoliopsida, Rosales, Rosaceae. The coding region runs from base 133 to 1896 and encodes 587 amino acids.
CUCAUUGUUUAAUAUCUUUAUCACAUCUAACUAUUUCUCUAAACCCCCUUCCUUGACUUCAAGUGCUCCUCACUUUCCUUGAAAACUACCAGACAUCGGGUGCCUUGGUUUCCCAACCCUCACAAAGCCAGUAUGGCCUUGAUGAUAUUCUCUCUUCGGAUAUUCUUCUUUCUUUCAGUUUUGCUUUCCUUUGGCGUUAUUGAGCUUGAAGGUUCCCACCAUGCUUGCAGCAACCUUCUGAAUUUGGAACUACCUUCAACACGCCAAGCUAAAGAGCCUUACAGAACCGGGUAUCAUUUCCAGCCUCCCAAGAAUUGGAUCAACGAUCCUAAUGGGCCAUUGAUUUACAAAAACGUGUACCAUCAUUUUUAUCAAUAUAAUCCUCAUGGUGUAGCGUGGUCACCCAAUAUUGUUUGGGCCCAUUCAACAUCAAAUGAUCUUGUCAAUUGGAUCCCACAUGACGAUGCCCUCAACCCAUCAGAGCCGUUUGAUAUUAACGGCUGUUGGUCGGGGUCUGCUACAAUCCUCCCUGGGGGAAAGCCAGCCAUUGUCUACACUGGAAUCAACUCCGAAAAUGAGCAAGUUCAAAACUUGGCCUUCCCCAAAAAUCUCUCAGACCCAUUUCUCAGAGAAUGGGUUAAAAUCCCACAAAACCCACUAAUGAUCCCAACCGAAGCUAACCAAAUAAAUGCAGACUCAUUUAGGGAUCCAACUACUGCUUGGCUAGGUUCAGAUAAUAGAUGGAGAUUAGUCAUUGGAAGCAAGAAAAACCAAACUGGCCUAGCCAUUCUAUAUACGAGCGAAGAUUUCCUACAUUGGACCAUGGUAAACCACACCUUUCAUUCAGCAAAGGAAAAUGAUAUGUGGGAGUGCCCAGAUUUUUUCCCAGUUUCAAAGAGUAGCCCAAUUGGUCUUGACACAUCAACGAAUGGUCCGGAUGUUAAGCAUGUGCUCAAGGUUAGCUUGUUUACUGCUAAAGAGUACUACACAAUUGGAACAUAUAACCUAGACAAAGAUAUAUAUAACCCUGAUAAGGGAUCAGUGGAGAGUGAUUUGGGUUUGAGAUAUGAUUAUGGUAAGUUUUAUGCAUCAAAAUCCUUCUUUGACAGUGCUAAGAACCGUAGGAUCUUGUGGGGUUGGAGUAAUGAAUCCUCAAGUGCCAAUGAUGACAUCAAGAAGGGUUGGUCUGGACUCCAGACAAUUCCAAGGACCAUUUUACUUGAUGAGUCUGAAAAACAAUUGGUACAAUGGCCCAUCGAAGAACUUGACAAGCUGAGAACAAAGCAGGUUAGGUUGCCAGGUAUUGUGAUAAAGGGAGGAUCACUACAUGAAGUACUUGGAGUCACAGCAGCACAGGCAGAUAUAGAAGUUACAUUUGAGAUAAGUGAUUUUGAAAAAACAGAGGUGCUGGAUCCAAGUUGGACCGAUCCACAAAUUUUGUGUAGCAAAAAGGAUGCCUCAGUUUAUGGGGGUCUAGGACCAUUUGGGUUGCUGGUUUUGGCUUCAGAGGGUUUGCAAGAAUACACAGCAGUCUUUUAUAGAAUAUUCAAAUCUCACAACAACAACAACAAAUAUGUGGUGCUCAUGUGCAGUGAUCAAAGCAGGUCUUCCUUGAAUGAAAAUAAUGAUAAGACUACAUACGGGGCAUUUGUAAAUGUGGAUCCUGUUCAUGAGAAGCUAUCACUCAGAAGCUUGAUUGAUCACUCUAUAGUGGAGAGCUUUGGUGGAGAAGGCAAGGCGUGCAUAACAGCUAGGGUUUAUCCCACAUUGGCUGUUGAUGGUUAUACCAACUUAUAUACUUUCAAUUAUGGGAAAGAGAGUGUAAAAGUCACAGGAAGUGCAUGGACCAUGAGGACUGCAAAGAUUAAUCGAUCAAGAAAAGAAGAGAAUGAAUAGUGGAGAGAUAGUAUUGUUGGCAGGAGGAGAAGAAAAACAUGUGUGGAAUAUUGAUCUUGUAUAUGAAAUCUUCGAUCAUUUCUAAUGCCUAUUUGAGAUAAUGAAUAUGAGACCCAAAUAA